Molecule: messenger RNA, 4505 nt
Organism: Camponotus floridanus (Florida carpenter ant)
Lineage: Eukaryota; Metazoa; Arthropoda; Insecta; Hymenoptera; Formicidae
Exons: 2
Coding region: 801-4265 (1154 amino acids)
Source: RefSeq, a predicted model, not a curated record
UUGUGACGUAGCUAUAUUCAUUUUCGUCGCGGAACUCGAGCGCGAAGGAGGUAACGCGAGUCUUUCCGCGUAUCGUGAAUUACUUUUUGAAGAAUGAAAUUGUACCUUUAUCUCGUACCUUUCGCAAUUAUCGGUAAACUCUCUUUAUCAGUUGAAGUAUAGUGUGUGCCGAUAAUCAUGAUAUCGAGAGAAUAAUAUGCGUAUCAGUGAACGGAUAGGGUAGGUUAGGUUAGAAUAGGUGAGCCGGUAUUUGCGUAUCGUAAUAUAAAAUUUGCGUAUUGUAAUCCGUUCAAAUGCACACUUCGCAAGACUUAUUUGACUGAAGUCUGUUGUGAGAAAACAAAUCCAAUCAUAUAUUUGAAUAUUAGACUGUUCGCGAGGAUAUUUUUAACUAAUAUACUUUUCAUUCGUAUAUAUAAUACGCGUUACGAUGCAAGAUAGAAUUGUUUCAAAGUGCAAACGUAUGUUGUUUAUUAAAAACAGAGGCAAUAUUUCCGCGGAAUAUAUUCGAUCACAUUCGGUCGUGUAAAUUUAGGCAGUUAAUUCAUCAUAAUAUAAUAAAAUACGCGUUUUAUAAUCGGGAGUGUCGUACAAAUAUCGCGCGAAUUAACCGUUUUCGUGAGUGAUAUUGUGUAAGUGCCACAACACAAGGAUGAACGAGGAGGAAGAAGAGAAGGAGGAGAAGGAGGAGGAGGUCCAGGAAUGCAUCGGACACCGAGAAUCGAAGGCAAUGAUAGACAACCAUAAGACGGGCAACAUCGCAGGAAUAACGGGCUGCGGAUCGCGUGAUCCACCGAGAGAUGUCAUCGAGCAUGACAUCGUCGCACGAGCCGACGACGACGAUGGCCGAGGCGGAGCUGGACAGCGACGGUUCGAGCUGCGGCGAGCGCGACACGUGGAAGCGCGUCCGCGGCGAUUCCGCCGAUCUCGGUGUCGGUAUCAAAAAACGUCGGAAGCAAACAACACCGGUAAGAUUUUCGUCCAGUAUAGCGACAGGCGCGCAUGAGGAUGGGUGCGAGGACGAGCGCGAGGACGAGGAUAGCGAAGGUAAGCCGUCAUCGCGAUCGCCGUUGCCGGGCAACGAGCAUCACCAUCGUCAACACCACUAUCAUCAUCAGCCGUCGUCGAAAGACGAGAAUCUCAACAACGAGUUUCGUUGCCACUUCUGCGGCCGGUUCUUCGAUAGCGACGAGACGCUCAACGUCCACGUGGACGGCGAACACGGUGGCGCGAGACAGGCGACACCGAGCGUCACCGUCAAGGUAGAACCGACGCAGCAGCUGGAUCAGACUAAUGAUGGUCCCGUUAGCCUCUUAAGCGUCAAGAACUUCGCGACUACCUGGCUGGCGUCCGGCAGCCAGCAACACGUGCAAUCGCAGACGCAGAUGCAAUCGCAAGGCGAGGACUCGUGGUCAGGCGGUCCGGUCAAUCAGAUCGUCACGAUGACUAAUCACUUGCAGGCGCUCUCGGGUUUUCCUGGCGCCCUCGCGCAGUAUCUACCCUUGCCGAGUUUUCCCCUACCCGAUCCCCAGCAAGUCCCGAGAUCCUCCCUCGGUCCGAUGCCGGUCAAGAUUUUUAAUCCGGACGCGUACUGCGAUAUGUGCAACAAGGAGUUCUGCAACAAGUAUUUCCUGAAGACGCACAAGGCGAAUAAACACGGGAUCUAUGUGGAUUCGCCGGCGCCGAGCACGGUUACGGAUGCCGCUAAUGUAUUCGGCGCCGCGAACUUUCCUACAGGUAAUACGAGCGUGAAGCUGGAACCACCGACGACGCCGCCGCAGAAACGUUUUCGCAACGAGGAAUCUGCCAUAAAAAAGCAGAAGCAAAAAAAUGAAUCGUUGAUGGAUCAGCAAUCGGACAGCCAACAGAUCUCUCUGUCGCAGAACGAGGAGGAUCGAGAGACUCCGCGCGACUCCGCGCGACUCAGUCCCAGCGGCAUGGAGGCGCUUCUUAAGCAGGAAUACGGCAUCGAACAGGAAGACGCUACCUUUAUGCCGGCUCCUAGACACCUUUCGCCCCAGUCCAUUCAACAGGCGCGCGAUUCCGGCUUCAGCGCCGAUCUUCUGCGUCGUCUGGGCGUCAUAAAUCCCGACGCGUUUUGCGAAAUCUGUUGCAAGGAAUACUGUAACAAGUACUUCCUGCGCACGCAUAAGAUGAAACGGCAUGGUAUUGUGGUGCAAGACAACGAGAGGUCACCUGGUAAUCCUGGCACGACUGUCGCCACGUGGCACCAAGUGCAGACUAGUCCGCUGAAUCUGAUCGUGGCCGAUUCCAUCGCCGCAGAGUCCAACGAGCGUAUCGGUGAAGAGCACGAGUGCAAAUCUUGCGGGAUCCGCUUCCAAACGAUCGGUCUUUAUCAGGCGCACUGCAGGAAGAUACACGAGGGCGAAGAACGUGGCACGCCGAAGCAAGAAUAUGACCUAGAAAGUUCCGAUCAGCGCACCGAUUCGAUCUCGGAGGAUCUUCAAAAGCUGCAGACAAUGAUCAUGCAACUGAAUGGCUUGGAUUCCGAUAAAGGAUUAUCCUGCGGCGUCUGUGGUAAAGAGUGCGACUCGAGGUCGGCUCUGCGCGUUCAUAUGGCGACCGAACAUGGUGUCGUCAAUGAUGAAAUUUCGUCGCCGCAGGAAACAUCGCCAACGCAGAUCGUUUCGACUAUCUUCUGCACUUUGUGCGAGAAGGAUUACCCCAGCCAGGAGGCUCUGAGGAGACACAUCAACGAGGAACAUCAACCUGUUGUGUCCAGCGUUAUCACACCGCCGACACUUCCGCCGACGAUAAUCUCCUCUCCCGCCAGCUCGACACCAACUAAUCAGGCUCUAAGCAAUCAAACGAUGACGAUAACGACGACGGCGACGACGACGACGACGACGGACAAGAAGAUGACGUCAUUGACGCCGACAUCCAGCUACUGCGAAAUAUGCAACAAGGAGCUGUGUAACAAGUAUUUUAUGAAGACGCACAUGCAACGAAUGCACGGCAUCGAAAUUGAAAAUGGUGCGCAGAUCGGUGGUGUUAUUUGCAAUAUUUGCAACAAAGAGUUGUGCAGCAAAUAUUUCCUACGCGUUCACAAGCACAAUACCCACGGGAUCGUCGAUGAGAACACGUCGUCGGCAUCAACAUCGAAUAAACAAGAACCUUACGACGCUUCCAGCGCAGAGGAUUCGGUAUUGAAGCAGGAAUUGAGCGAUCUUAGUCAUAAGUAUUUCAUUCACUUCACCGAGGUAUGUCCGAUCUGCAAUCGGAGGUUUCGCAGCAUCAAGUGGUUGAAAGCCCAUUUGAUGGGCGAUCAUGGCAAAGUCGGGAUUGAUAAAUGGCGCGAAUUAGAACAGCAAUAUCAAGAAACGCCCAGAACCAGCGGCAAAAGUGCUGUCGCUCCAGUAAAGAACGUCCAACAAACGUCGAAUCUGAAGAUUCCCAAUGGCUUUGAGAUUCAACAAGUCAAGUCGACCGAUUGCACCAAUCUAGGAAAUCAAGUGUUGUCAAAUUUCUUUGGUUCUUCGUCCGAGGAACACCAGUUAAAAAAUUAUCAUUGCGCCUAUUGCAACUUUGCGACCUCCGUGUUGCCGUUACUCUUCUUUCACGAGCGAUCACACGUGAGUUUGCAGGAAGGUGACCGGCCGUUGCAGUGUCCGAUUUGCUUGCAGGACUUCCAUCAACUGGAACUACUUCAUCAGCACCUACUCGCUAAGCAUCAAAUCCCAACUUUGCUAUCGCAGUUUCAGUAUCCUCUUCUGAAUAAUUUGAGAUCGGACGCUGAUGUCAAAGCGAGCGACGCUAAGAACAAAGCCGAUCAAGAUAAGGACAACCGAGCGGGAUGCAGUCCGCAGAUCGAUAAAAAUAUUCCCGAGCCCGCGAGGAACCAACAGCAGGAUGAAACCGCCGUGCAGGUGACUGCUCAUGGCGCGUACAAGUGCGCUCAGUGCGGAUACGCGACGACGAAUCUAAAUCGAAUCAAGAAACACGUGCGAAAAGAUCACAAAAUGAUCGGCGAUCCAACGGAGAGCGUGAUCGCCGAACUUAGCAAGACUCUGAAAGACGUGGCGAAUAAGCAGAAGGUACCGGCCUGUUUUGCGAUGCCGCAGGACAUGAAUUCGAACCCCGAUAAAACCAUCAUGCAACCGUUCUUGAUCGAGGAACAAGAUCUGAUGCAGGCGGGCGUCGAAUCCAGCUCGGCGAAGAGAUUCGCGCCAGCUCUGGUCUAUUUGCCAGUUAAAUCCAGAAUCGGCAACGUCUUAACCGCUUCCUUCACUCUCACCCCCGCCUGAGUUUAAAUUUUUAUCGUAUCUGCCUCGCACCUUCGAGCAUGAGCGACAGCAUCUACAUCUGCGAUCCGAGCACAUGGUAUUGAUUCCUAUUUAUUGUGCAAGACGAGCGGCAAGUAUUAUUUGCACCACAAUAUUCUGAUGUUUCAUUAAUUUUUACGUAAUUUUUCGCAAUUUUUACAAACUCCAUUAUUAUAGGUUAAACAAGCUCUCUGAUUUCAUAUUGCGAAUUGGUAAAGUAAA